AUGAGCAGAGCGGCAAAGAAGAAGGCCGAGAUAGACGAGGCCGUGGGCGAUGCAGCAGUACUGCUCAAAAUCUCCAAGAAAGGCGGUGGGAUGACUGCGCACUCAGCUCUUCGAUUGGCGGGAGUGUCAACCGAAGAUAGACAAAACAAAGCUCUUCAAAAGCGCGUUCAUCGAGCAAGGGACAAGCUCCAUGAUCAACGAAAGAAACUAACAACUGAGUUUGAUCAAAUGGAGUUGGCGGAAGAAGAUCAUCCAUUUCCGAGCUCUCAAGAAAGUGUCAUUCCCAUUGUUCCAAGACUCCCCAAACAACUGAACAUGAGAAAGACUUCCAAACAGGCUGCUGCCCAACGCAAAGCCAAUGUCCAAGUCAAGGACCUGAAAGGCAAGCUGUUCAUGGAGGCGUGUGAGGCUGUCAAGGAAGAGAAUGAGAAAGAGCAACGAUUUCUGGCCGAAGGAAUGGCGUACCGAAAGAAGUCUUCUGAGGCAAUCUGCGGCGAGAUCAAUGCAAGACCACUCGCACAGGCACACGAUAUCAAGAUUGUUGCACGCAGUGUUCGCAAUGCUAUUCAAGAGAAUCUCUCCUUUCCGUGGAGGAUGGAAAGCAAGUGA
Messenger RNA from Seminavis robusta, 609 nucleotides. The record is from the annotation of a GenBank genome assembly. NCBI's taxonomy places the organism in Eukaryota, Bacillariophyta, Bacillariophyceae, Naviculales, Naviculaceae.